AUGAGGAGAGAUAAUCAAAGCAGCGUGUCUGAAUUCCUCCUUCUGGGACUCCCUAUCCAGCAGGAGCAGCAGGGCAUAAUUUUUGCCCUGUUUCUAAUCAUGUAUAUCUCCACGGUGUUGGGAAACCUGCUCAUCAUUCUGCUUAUCAGGAUAGAUUCUCGCCUCCACACCCCCAUGUACUUCUUCCUCAGCCAUUUGGCCCUCACUGAUGUAUCUUUCUCAUCAGUCAUAGCCCCCAAAAUGCUCAUAAACAUGCAGACGCAGAGUCAGUCCAUCUCAAGAGCUGGGUGCCUUUCUCAGACUUAUUUUUUCUUAUUCUUUGGUACUAUUGAAAGCCUCCUUCUCACUUCAAUGGCCUAUGACAGGUAUGUGGCCAUUUGUCACCCUCUGCACUACACUAUCAUCAUGAGUCAGAGCCUCUGUUUCCUGCUAGUAAUUGUGCCCUGGGUCCUAUCUUUCGCCAAUGCUUUGUUGCACACUCUACUCCUGGACUGCCUGUCCUUCUAUAGAGAAAACACUCUCCAUCACUUUUUCUGUGACCUCUCUGCUUUACUUAAGUUGUCCAGCUCGGACACUACAAUCAAUGAAAUGGCUAUUCUUACUGUAGGGGAGUUGGUCAUCACCCUUCCUUUCAUAUGCAUCCUGGUGUCUUAUGGUUACAUUGUGUCCACUAUCUUGAGAGUUCCUUCAGUUAAAGGGAUCUGCAAAACUUUAUCCACUUGUGGUUCUCACCUCUCUGUGGUAUCUUUGUACUACGGAGCAAUUAUUGGAUUGUACAUUAUCCCCUCAUCCAAUGAAUCCUCUGGCAAAGAUAUCAUUGUAGCUGUGUUAUAUACUUUAGUCAUUCCCAUGUUAAAUCCAUUUAUCUAUAGUCUGAGAAAUAAGGACAUGAAAGGAGCUUUUCGAAUUAUAUUCAGUAGAAGAAAGUUUUCACAAUAA
Messenger RNA from Elephantulus edwardii (Cape elephant shrew), 939 nucleotides. Its product is annotated as olfactory receptor 50-like. The transcript has a single exon. Gene Ontology annotation, molecular function: G protein-coupled receptor activity; olfactory receptor activity. The record is from RefSeq and is a predicted model, not a curated record. NCBI's taxonomy places the organism in Eukaryota, Metazoa, Chordata, Mammalia, Macroscelidea, Macroscelididae. Bases 1 to 939 code for a protein of 312 amino acids. Gene Ontology annotation, cellular component: membrane. Gene Ontology annotation, biological process: G protein-coupled receptor signaling pathway.